Messenger RNA from Postia placenta MAD-698-R-SB12, 450 nucleotides. RefSeq lists its product as hypothetical. Bases 1 to 450 code for a protein of 149 amino acids. The record is from RefSeq and is a predicted model, not a curated record. The transcript has 3 exons. NCBI's taxonomy places the organism in Eukaryota, Fungi, Basidiomycota, Agaricomycetes, Polyporales, Adustoporiaceae.
AUGCAUUCCACAUUCUACGCAUGGUCCCAGGAACACAUAAAACGCGUCUUCGAGGCGAAGAGCGCGCGCGAUUGUCUUCGAGCCCUCGACGACACAUUCUCGCAAACGAUCGACCUGUCACUAAAUGGGCAGUCACUACCCAGAACGCACCUCCAGACAGCUAUUAUGGCCAUGGUCGAAAGCUCUGGCUUCCGCUUGUCUGUGGAGUGGUUCAGUGGGUCAGAGUGCGCUCGAGAUAUGUCAAAUAGAAACGGGACCCUUGAAGGGUACUAUGUCAUCCGCAACAUCCGAAAGCAGCUCCCUGGGAGCCCGGCACCUAUGCUGUUCGAACGACACAAGAGGGUCAGCGUUGUCAUUGAGUCGGAAUCGCAGAACCCCACCAUCGACAGCCGCCGGAUCGUCAAAUUGGCCAUCGUAGCUACAGACGAGCCCAUGAGGUCAUCGAGAUGA